Fibroporia radiculosa is the source of this 642-nucleotide messenger RNA. RefSeq lists its product as uncharacterized. Gene Ontology annotation, cellular component: cytoplasm; microtubule cytoskeleton. NCBI's taxonomy places the organism in Eukaryota, Fungi, Basidiomycota, Agaricomycetes, Polyporales, Fibroporiaceae. The record is from RefSeq and is a predicted model, not a curated record. Gene Ontology annotation, molecular function: GTPase activity; GTP binding. The coding region runs from base 1 to 642 and encodes 213 amino acids. The transcript has 6 exons. Gene Ontology annotation, biological process: protein folding.
AUGGGGCUUCUCACGAUAAUCAGGAAGAAUCGACAGAAGGAGAGGGAGAUGCGAAUCCUCUUCCUCGGACUCGAUAAUGCAGGCAAAACAACAAUUUUGAAAAAACUGAAUGGCGAGGACAUCAUGGGAAUUAGCCCGACGCUUGGCUUUAACAUCAAGACGUUCGUGCAUCGCAACUACACGCUUAACAUAUGGGAUGUCGGUGGUCAACGAACAUUGCGGCCAUACUGGCGUAACUACUUCGAACAGACGGACGCUCUAGUCUGGGUUGUUGAUUCAGGCGAUCGAAUGCGUAUCAGAGAUUGCAGGGAUGAACUCCACAGUCUAUUGCUUGAAGACAGACUGGCGGGCGCUUCACUUCUUGUCUUUGCGAAUAAACAAGAUAUUCAAGGGUCUAUGAGCAGCGCUGAAAUUCGAGAUGCCCUCGACCUUCUGAAUAUCAAGUCACACCAUUGGAAAAUCUUACCAUGCAGUGCCGUCACCGGACAGAAUCUUGUCGAAGGCCUUGACUGGGUUGUCAAUGAUGUGGCAGGCAGGCUCUACUAUUCAACAUUGGCCGAGCAGCCGGCAAUGCCCGGUAUACGAGAUGAAGGUCGAGAACAUAACUCGCCUGUUGUCGAGCCGAAAAUUGCCCAUUCAUGA